AUGGCCACAUUCUCACGCAACUUCAAAUUGCAUGUUUUCUUAUUGUUGAUUGUUAUGGUCAUUGGAAUAGAAGCGCGGAAUAUCCAAUAUUUUUGUGGUGGCUAUGGAAAAGGUGGUGGUGAAGAAGGUGGAAGUUUUGGUGGUGGUGGUGGAGGUGGAGGUGGAAGUUUUGGUGGAGGAGCAGGAGGAAGAGGAGGUGGUGAUGGUGGUGCAGGUGGUGGGGGAAGCGUGGGAGUUGGUGUAGGUGCAGGAGGUGGUGCUGGUGUUGGUGGUGGAGGUGGUGCAAGUGGAGGAGGAGGUGGAAGUUUCGGUGGAGGAGGAGGAGGAAGAGGAGGUGGUGGUGGUGGUGCAGGUGGUGGGGGAAGCGUGGGAGUUGGUGUAGGUGCAGGAGGUGGUGCUGGUGUUGGUGGUGGAGGUGGUGCAGGUGGAGGAGGAGGUGGUCGAGUUGGUGGAGGUGGAGGUGGUGGUGCUGGAGCUGGUGUUGGUGCAGGUGGAGGUGCUGGAGUUGGUGUAGGUGGAGGAGGAGGUGCUGGUGUUGGCGGAGGUGGAGGUGGAGGUGGACGAGUUGGUGGUGGUGCAGGUGGAGGUGCUGGGGCCGGUGUUGGUGCAGGUGGAGGUGCUGGAGUUGGUGUAGGUGGAGGAGGAGGUGCCGGUGUUGGUGGAGGUGGAGGUGGAGGUGGACGAGUUGGUGGUGGUGGAGGUGGAGGUGCUGGGGCUGGUGUUGGUGCAGGUGGAGGUGCUGGAGUUGGUGUAGGUGGAGGAGGAGGUGCUGGUGUUGGCGGAGGUGGAGGUGGAGGUGGACGAGUUGGUGGUGGUGCAGGUGGAGGUGCUGGGGCCGGUGUAGGUGGCGGGGGAGGUGCAGGUCUUGGUGCAGGUGUAGGUGGAGGUGUUGGAGUUGGUGCUGGUGGCGGUGCUGGUGUAGGUGGAGGAGGAGGUGCAGGUGCAGGUGGUGGUGGUGGCGGCGGCGGCAGAGUUGGUGGCGGUGGAGGCGGUGGCGUUGGGGCUGGAGCUGGUGGAGGAGGAGGUGCUGGGAUUGGAGCAGGUGGUGGUGCUGGGGUUGGUGUAGGUGCAGGUGCAGGAGGAGGAGCUGGUGCAGGAGGAAGAGGUGGUGGAGGUGGAGGUGGUCGAGGUGGUGGUGGUGCUGGUGGAAGUGGUCGAGGGGGUAGCGGGGGAGGUGGAGGUGGAAGAGGUGGUGGUGGAGGAGGUGGGGGUGCGGGUGCGGGUGCAGGGGCAGGUGCUGGUGUUGGUGGUGGUGCCGGUGCCGGUGCUGGCGGCGGUGUAGGUGUAGGAGGAGGGGGUGGCGCUGGAGUUGGAGGGGGGGCUGGUGGAGGUGCAGGAGCUGGGGCUGGUGGUGGUGGAGGUGGAGGUGCCGGUCUAGGUGCAGGGGGAGGGGUUGGAGUUGGUGGAAGUGUUGGAGUUGGUGUCGGUGCAGGCGGAGGUGCCGGUCUUGGUGCAGGCGGAGGCGCCGGUGGAGGUGCAGGGGCUGGUGGAGGUGCAGGGGCUGGUGGAGGAGCAGGUGUUGGGGCAGGUGGAGGUGCUGGGGUUAGCGCAGGUGUUGGUGUAGGAGCAGGGGCUGGUGUUGGCGCAGGAGGUGGUGCCGGAGCCGGAGCCGGAGCCGGAGCCGGUGCCGGGGGUGGUGCCGGUACAAAUGGCAGAAGAAAUAACAGAAUCAAAGGAAACGAGGGAAAAUUUUAA
Arachis stenosperma is the source of this 1695-nucleotide messenger RNA. RefSeq names its product glycine-rich cell wall structural protein. The transcript is spliced from 2 exons. The record is from RefSeq and is a predicted model, not a curated record. Bases 1 to 1695 code for a protein of 564 amino acids. Lineage: Eukaryota; Viridiplantae; Streptophyta; Magnoliopsida; Fabales; Fabaceae.